GGUGUGAAAUAAGUUUAAAUUGAUGUGAAGAUGUGAUAAUAUAUUUUCAAGGAACUUUUAUUAUUUACGAAAAUGUCUAUUAGCAAUAAAAUUUCAAUUCAAGACGUUGAUGUCAAAGAUAAAAAUGUUUUGAUUCGCGUUGACUUUAACGUUCCUUUACAAGACGGAAAAAUAUCUAAUAACCAACGUAUAGUUGCAGCCUUACCAACUAUUAGAUAUGCAUUAGAUAAUGGAGCUAAGGCUGUUAUUUUAAUGUCCCAUUUGGGCCGCCCGGACGGGAAAUCAAACCCUAAAUAUACAUUGAGACCUAUUGCCGAGGAAGUCAGUCGUUUACUUGAAAAAAAAGUUAUGUUCUUAAAUAAUUGUGUAGGCCCUGAAGUCGAAUCUGCCGCGAAAAAUGCGACUGGAGGCCAAAUCAUCCUACUUGAGAAUCUUCGGUUUCAUAUUGAAGAAGAAGGUUCUGGCAAAGAUGAUGAAGGAAACAAGAUCAAAGCCAGUCCUGAAGAUAUAGAUAAGUUUAGAGCAUCUCUUUCAAAACUUGGAGAUAUCUAUGUUAAUGAUGCAUUUGGAACGGCACAUAGACCACAUAGUUCUAUGGUUGGGGUAAACCUUCCAGAUCGUGCUGCUGGUUUCUUAUUAAAAAAGGAACUAGAUUUCUUUGGCAAAGCCUUGGAAAACCCGGAUAGACCUUUCUUGGCCAUUCUCGGAGGAGCCAAAGUUUCCGAUAAAAUUAAAUUGAUUAACAACCUUCUCGAUAAAGUUGAUUCUAUGAUCAUCACGGGUGGAAUGGCUUUUACAUUUAAGAAAACUCUUAAUGGCGUUAAGAUCGGAAAUUCUUUAUUUGACGAAGAAGGUUCCAAAACGGUUGCUGAUUUAGUUGAAAAAGCUAAGAAAAAAGGAGUUAAAUUAGUUUUCCCAGUAGAUUAUGUAACGGGAGACAAAUUUGAUAAAGAUGCCAAUACUGGAUACGCUACAGAUGAAACAGGAAUUCCAGAUGGAUGGCUUGGGCUUGAUUCGGGGAAGAAGACAAAUGAACUUUUUAAAAAAACAAUUCUUGAAGCUAAAACUAUACUAUGGAAUGGACCAACAGGAGUAUUUGAAUUUGAUAAAUUCGCAGCAGGUACAAAAUCAGCUUUAGAUGCUGUUACUGAAGCUACACAAAAUGGAGUUAUAACUAUCAUAGGAGGUGGUGAUACUGCAACUGCUGUUGCUAAAUGGGGUGCUGAGGAUAAGAUUUCGCAUGUAUCAACUGGUGGUGGAGCGUCUCUCGAAUUACUUGAAGGCAAAGAAUUACCUGGAGUAGCAGCUCUCUCUGCCAAAUUGUAGUUAUUAAUUAUAAGUAAAUAUUUAUUUAAUUAUAUUAAUAUUGUUCUUUUUAUUAUCAUAGCUUUUUGGAAAUAAAUUUGGUUUAACAUUUAUUAUGCGAUUCGAUUUUUUUUUUUUUUUU
Messenger RNA from Rhizophagus irregularis DAOM 181602=DAOM 197198, 1447 nucleotides. RefSeq lists its product as uncharacterized. Gene Ontology annotation, biological process: gluconeogenesis; glycolytic process. Gene Ontology annotation, cellular component: cytosol. Gene Ontology annotation, molecular function: ATP binding; phosphoglycerate kinase activity; ADP binding. The record is from RefSeq and is a predicted model, not a curated record. Lineage: Eukaryota; Fungi; Glomeromycota; Glomeromycetes; Glomerales; Glomeraceae.